AUGGUUAAUCUCGAGCAAGACUUUUCAAGCAAAUCUCAGCUAGAUAUGACCUCCUCCCAAAGGUUGUUCCAAACCACGGCGUCUGAGGCAUUACAUUCUGGCCUUCGAUCGAUCGCUUUCUUAAUAGGCCAUUUAGGAACUGAAAGGCGUGGUGCAAUGUUGCCUUGGCGUUCCAAGCACAUACAUGUACAUUCAAAAUCUAGACUGUACUGGAACACCCAGCGGGAUGGCAAACCCAACUACGACAUAAUGGGUAAUUGGGGUUUUGUUAACUCGGGCUGA
Messenger RNA from Morchella sextelata, 282 nucleotides. RefSeq lists its product as uncharacterized. Bases 1 to 282 code for a protein of 93 amino acids. The record is from RefSeq and is a predicted model, not a curated record. The transcript is spliced from 9 exons. Lineage: Eukaryota; Fungi; Ascomycota; Pezizomycetes; Pezizales; Morchellaceae.